CCAAACCUAAACCCUUCUUCUUCUUUGGUUCUUCCCUUCCCAUCAGCCUCUUUCUUUCAUUCUUCCAUUGCCUCCCAUAUUUCCACAAUCCUAAGCUCCGAUUGAAUUUUGAUUCAUAUGGGCAGUAAAAAGAGAAGCUCCACUUCCAUGGAAGCUGCGACUGAUGCUGUCGCUAACGAUGGCGGCUUCAGUAAUCUGAAGAAAUCGAAGAAGGGCAAAACAAAGCAGGAGACAACAGAAUGUUCUGCCCCUUCUUCUUCUACCGCUCCCACCGCCGUCAAACCCAUGGAGAGACAAAAGAAAAGGAAAGCUUUGGACAAAGUGAGGCGCCUCCACACUGAGGAGGCCAAACCCAAAGAACCCAAAACAAUGGAGGUGCCUGCUUCGUCUUCAACGAGCGGGGUUCUUCCGGAGUUCCAUGUGGGUGUGUUUAAGGACUUGGCUUCGGCUGAUGGGUCUCUUAGAGAAGCUGCGGCGGAGGCUUUGGCUAUGGAGUUGGUGGCCGUGCAGAGAGCUUAUGAUGGGCUUGAGAAUAAGGAGUUGAUUGAAGGUGGAGUGAAGUUGGAUGCCGAGAAGGAUGAUGGGUUGAAUGAUUGUGCGCCUUCCUUGAGAUAUGCUGUGCGGAGACUCAUUUGCGGCGUCUCUUCAUCAAGAGAGUGUGCAAGACAAGGGUUUGCAUUAGGUUUAACUAUUUUAGUAAGUACGAUCCCCAGCAUCAAGGUGAACUCAUUGUUGAAACUUAUUGUUGAUUUCUUAGAGGUCUCUUCAUCGAUGAAGGGUCAGGAACAAAGGGAUCAUCUUUUGGGUCGCUUAUUUGCUUAUGGUGCUAUUGCCCGAUCAGGAAGACUAGCUGAGGAGUGGGUUUCUGAUAGAAACACUCCUCUCAUAAAGGAAUUCACGAGUCUUCUCAUUGCCCUUGCAUCAAAGAAGCGAUACUUGCAAGAGCCUGUUGUUUCGGUUAUUGUAGACUUGAUCGAGAAGUUGCACUCAGAAGCUUUGCUGAAUCACAUUCUAGAGGCCCCAGGACUUAAUCAGUGGUUUGAAGGAGCUAUUCAAAUUGGAAAUCCUGAUGCAUUGCUUCUGGCUCUGAAAAUCAGAGAAAAAACUCUUAUUGAAAGUUCAAGUUUUGGGAACCUUUUGCCAGUUCCAUUCAGCCCUGACAAACUGUUUUGUGCUGACCAUCUGUCUUCUCUUGCUAACUGCUUGAAGGAAUCCACCUUUUGUCAGCCUCGUGUUCACAAUGUGUGGCCUGUUCUGGUAUACAUGCUUUUACCUGAUAGAGUUUUGCAGGCUGAAGAUGCAAGUUCUGUUUCAAAUUCCUUGAAGAGGCCCAAAAAGAAUCGCAAGUCUAGCUCUUCUGAUGAAGAAAUUGCAAAGAACUUUCAGUGCUUCUGUGAGGUGAUCAUUGAGGGAUCGCUUCUAACAUCAUCUCAUGACCGCAAACACUUGGCCUUCGAUGUUCUGCUUCUUCUUCUACCAAAGUUGCCUGCAUCUUUUAUUUCAAUUACUCUGUCAUACAAGAUUGUUCAGUGCAUGAUUGAUAUACUUUCUACAAAGGAUUCUUGGCUCUAUAAAGUUGUGCAACAUUUUCUUAAAACUUUAACUGAUUGGGUUGGGGAUGAUGAUGUGAGAAGGGUUUCUGUCAUUGUGGCUCUACAGAAACAUAGCAACGGAAAAUUUGAUGGCAUUACACGAACAAAAACAGUUAAGGAUUUGAUGUCAGAUUUCAGAACAGAAUCUGGUUGCAUGCUGUUCAUUCAGAACCUGUUGAACAUGUUUCUGGAUGAAAAGCAUGCUACUGAGGAGCCUUCAGAUCAGAGUCAAACGACAGAUGACAAUUCAGAUAUAGGUUCUGUUGAAGACAAGGAAUCUGUUGGAACCAUGGGAAAUUCUGAUUUUUUGAAAACAUGGAUUGUGGAAUCCCUCCCCAGUAUAUUGAAAAAUUUGAAACUGGAUCCUGAGGCAAAAUUUAGGGUCCAAAAAGGAAUUUUGAAGUUUCUAGCAGUUCAGGGUUUGUUCACCGCAUCUCUUGGGUCUGAAGUAACAUCCCUUGAAUUACAAGAGACAUUUAGGUGGCCAAAAACUGCCAUCUCAAGUGCCCUUUGCAGGAUGUGUAUUGAGCAGCUCCAGUUACUGUUUGCAAACUCUCAGAAAGGAGAGGGGUCACGUCCCUUGCUAAAUUGCGUAGAGCAAAGUGACCUUGGCUCAUACUUUAUGCGGUUCCUUAGCACUUUGUGCAGUAUUCCUUCCGUCUCAUAUUUUCGGCCUUUGGAAACCGAGGAAGAAAACACUUUGAAAAAAUUGCAAGCAAUGGAAACUUCACUCUCAAAAGAGGAAAGGAAUUGUCAGCUUACUAAUGAUGCAAAUAGGUUGCAUGCACUAAGAUACUUACUCAUCCAGCUGCUUUUGCAAAUGCUCCUUCGACCAAAGGAAUACUUAGAAGCAGUCUCUGAGCUUAUGAUAUGUUGUAAGAAAGCUUUUCCUGUUGCUGAUCUUCUUGAUGCCCCUGGAGAAGAUGACUUGGAUGAUGAGGGUGCACCUGCCAUGAUGGAUGUUCUUGUGGAUACAUUGCUUUCUUUGCUGCCAGAGUCAUCAGCUCCCAUGCGAACUGCAAUCGAGCAGGUUUUUAAAUGCUUCUGUGAUGAUAUCACGGAUGAUGGUCUGUUGCGGAUGAUGAGGGUCAUCCGGAAGAAUUUGAAACCUGCUAGACAUCAAGAUGCUGAUAGUGAUGACAUUUUUGAUGAUGAAGAAGAUGAUGAAGAUUUUCUUAAAAUUGAAGAAGAUGAGGGAAUUGAUAAGGCUGAGACAGGUGAAACAGGUGACAGUGAUGAGCAGCCAGAUGACUCUGAGGCCGACUCUGAGGCUGCUGAUGCGGUUGAGGCAGUUGGCAAAGAAAAUCCUGAAGCUUCUGAUGAUUCUGAUGGAGGAAUGGAUGAUGAUGCAAUGUUUCGAAUGGAUACUUAUCUUACCCAGAUCUUCAAAGAGCGAAAGAAUCUAGCUGGGGGUGACACUGCACAUCACCAACUCAUGCUGUUUAAGCUUCGUGUUCUUUCAUUGCUAGAAAUUUACCUACAUGAAAAUCCAGGCAAGCCGCAGGUUUUGUUGGUGUACUCAAACUUAGCUCGGGCAUUUAUUGAACCACCCAGUGCAGAAAGUAGUGAACAGCUAGGACAGCGUGUAUGGGGGAUACUGCAAAAGAAAAUUUUUAAAGCAAAGGACUAUCCGAAGGGUGAAGAUGUGCAAUUAUCUACUUUAGAAUCUUUGCUGCAAAAGAAUCUGAAGUUGGCCUCAAAACCUAUUAAGAGAAAGAAAUCCGCAACCAAACUGUCCAAGAAGAAACAGUCAGCUUCGUGGAACCGACACAAAAUGAUUACUAGCCUUGCACAGAGCUCCACUUUCUGGAUUCUGAAGAUCGUUGAAGCAAGAAAUUUUCCGGAGUCUGAGCUGCAGAGGAUUUUUGAUAUUUUCCAGGGAGUUCUAGUGGAGUAUUUCAAUAGUAAAAAGUCUCAAAUCAAAUCUGGAUUUUUGAAAGAAAUAUUUAGAAGAAGGCCAUGGGUAGGGCACCAUCUGUUUGGCUUCCUGUUGGAGAAAUGUGGCACUUCAAAGUCAGAUUUUCGGCGAGUAGAAGCACUUGAUUUGGUGAGUGAAAUAUUGAAGUCCCUGGGCUCCACUGAUGGAAGUAGACAGGAAGCGCUGAAGAAUAUCAUGAAAAGCCAUCUGCCGAAACUCUGUCGUCUGAUAGAACACUUGCUGACAAAUAUAUCAGAAAAACAGUCAAGGCAGGCUGAAGCGUGGAAGUUUUGUAGCAGGAUCCUUCAGAUGAUAACAACCCUUAGGCUGACGAAGUCUUUCCUUAAAAAUUUGUCCCCAGAUGCUCAUGCCAAGUGUGAAUCACAACUCAGUGCACAAUUUAUUAAAAUGAAGACAGUACCACAUGAGUGAAACUUGCUGAGCUCAUGAAGGAAUUAUGUUUCGUAUUUAUGUUAAGGGAAGCUUCUUUCAGUUCCCAAACAACAAUACUCAGAAGCAGUUUGUGGUAAUACCAAUCACCAUUUUUGACUUUUGGAACAAGAUUGAGCUGAUACUUGCUCUUCGACGCCAGUUUCUUGAGGCAGGUACGUGUUAUAACUUGAAGGAACUUUCCGUCGGUCAAACAUUUUUGAGUUUGUGAUUUCAUUUGGCAGUUAUUUAUAUGAGUAGUUUUUUCAGACAGGAAGAGUUUAGGGGGUAGCAGGAAAGUACGUACUUGGAACAAGUUUUCACUUAUUUUCAAUCGAAGAACCUUGCGGUGCUAGAAUUCCCGGACAUCUCUUGUAUUGUACUUGAUUCAUAAUUUGUUUUUUCAAGUGUAUGCUGCAUGAGGUGAUGGGCUGAUUUGUCUAUUUUGUGCACGCGUUUCGAGUA
Messenger RNA from Pyrus x bretschneideri (Chinese white pear), 4404 nucleotides. RefSeq names its product rDNA transcriptional regulator pol5-like. The transcript is spliced from 8 exons. NCBI's taxonomy places the organism in Eukaryota, Viridiplantae, Streptophyta, Magnoliopsida, Rosales, Rosaceae. Gene Ontology annotation, cellular component: nucleolus. Bases 118 to 3942 code for a protein of 1274 amino acids. Gene Ontology annotation, biological process: regulation of DNA-templated transcription. The record is from RefSeq and is a predicted model, not a curated record. Gene Ontology annotation, molecular function: DNA binding; transcription factor binding.